Vigna unguiculata (cowpea) is the source of this 764-nucleotide messenger RNA. It is a transcript of the gene ATMAK3, whose product is annotated as Acyl-CoA N-acyltransferases (NAT) superfamily protein. Gene Ontology annotation, cellular component: NatC complex. Gene Ontology annotation, molecular function: protein-N-terminal amino-acid acetyltransferase activity. Gene Ontology annotation, biological process: N-terminal peptidyl-methionine acetylation. The record is from RefSeq and is a predicted model, not a curated record. Lineage: Eukaryota; Viridiplantae; Streptophyta; Magnoliopsida; Fabales; Fabaceae.
GAUCCUUUGUGCUGUGCAAGAAACGGCGGCAGAAAGGUGCGGAAGAAGAAGAAAUGGAGAACGUGGAAUUCGAGGCUUCGGAGAUUGAAUACGUUAGCUAUGGCGGCGAGCAUCACCUUCCUCUGAUAAUGAACCUGGUGGAUCAAGAGCUCAGCGAACCUUACUCCAUCUUCACGUACCGUUACUUCGUCUAUCUAUGGCCUCAGCUUUCUUUCCUGGCGUUCCACAAGGGUAAAUGCGUGGGCACGGUGGUAUGUAAGAUGGGGGAACACCGCAACACUUUCAGAGGCUACAUUGCCAUGCUGGUUGUCAUCAAACCUUAUAGAGGAAGAGGCAUUGCUACAGAGCUUGUUACUAGGUCUAUCAAGGUGAUGAUGGAAUCAGGUUGUGAAGAGGUUACAUUGGAAGCGGAAGUGACAAAUAAAGGAGCACUGGCACUGUAUGGUCGCCUUGGCUUUAUCAGAGCUAAACGGCUCUUUCACUAUUAUUUGAAUGGUGUUGAUGCUUUCCGUUUGAAACUUUUAUUUCCCCGCUCAGAGUUGCACCCAUCUCUUCCUUUGAUGGCAGAUAAAUAUGAGAGCCACAUGCAAAGUGACCAAGGUGAUACACCAUUUAAAUAAUUAUUUUGUUCUGUAUUUGAGGAAACAGUUUGGGAAUAUAUUUGUAAAAUUAACCAUGCAUAUAAAUUCUAGUAUAAUUUUUUUUGUUGUUGUAUAACUCCUUCAUUUGAAAUGACUAUAUAGGAAAAACAUCAUGUACUUUGA